AUGACGACCAUGUCUCCUCCAAUCUCCCCUCCGCCCCACGAUACCCGCCCGCGGGCUCAAACUACCAUGAGCUUUUCCUCCCAACGAUCUCGCCGGAGCAGCUCAUCCACCAAUAAGUAUGAGUUGACCGAAGCCGCGAAGGACAAGAAAAGGCUGAAUACAAAGGCGGAUCCUUCGAAAGCUCUCAACGAGGCCACACCCGCGGAACAAGCACAGGAAGAAUCUACGGUCGACGACCUGCGAAAGAUGUUGCACAAGGACCAAGAUGGCAAUGUGAUCACCGAUCCGGAUCGCUCCAAUCCUACCCGUCAUCGCAUGGAGCGACCUCUUGAUACCAUCCGUGCGUUUAACGCUGCUGCGGAGGGCACGAGUUUUCGCCGCUCGUCCUACAACAACAGACCGAACUCCCAAGCGGGUUGGAAUGGGGACAUGAGCCGUCGAACAAGCUACUAUUCCAGCAAUGGAUAUUCUCCUCAACGAUCCCGGCCUUCUCCUGGCAGCGGCUAUUACCGCAAUUCCUCCUACGGAUAUGGAUUCGGACCUCAAAGCUCUGUCGAAGAAGCCCCAGGAUCGGCCCAAAUGUAUGGUCGGAACACGCGUCAACAUUCAAAUCCGUCCUAUGGCUUUCAGAAUGGGUAUCAAAAUGGAUACCAGAACGGGUACCAGAACGGCUAUCAGAACGGCUACCCGUCUGGUGACAGUCCCAUGUCCGCCCAUUCGUAUCAACAUUCCUAUGAGACCAUGACCUCGGGCUCCGAAGAAUAUGGAAAAUCCACCAAUCCCAGCUCGCAAAAUAGCUCCUUUGAUCAACUACACCAAUUUCGCAAGCCCGACGAAUUCAGCAUGGACAAUCCAUAUGUCAAUGAAAUCAGGUUCAACCAGGUUUCUCCCACCAAACCAUUUUCGCCAUACCUCUCGGACGAUGGCAAUUAUGGUCAAGAGAACGCUGCUCCUCCUCCACCGAUCCCAGCAAAAGAAUAUGCUCCGAACAAUCCACGUCAGCCAAUCAAACUUGACAGCCCACCAUCUGACACUCCGUUCAAUUCUUCUGCACCCACCAAUCCCACAUCUCCAAAGAAACCGAGUUGGAUCAAGCGGAGGUUCAGUCGGCGAGCGGAUUGA
Molecule: messenger RNA, 1122 nt
Organism: Rhinocladiella mackenziei CBS 650.93
Lineage: Eukaryota; Fungi; Ascomycota; Eurotiomycetes; Chaetothyriales; Herpotrichiellaceae
Exons: 5
Coding region: 1-1122 (373 amino acids)
Source: RefSeq, a predicted model, not a curated record